This is a messenger RNA of Sycon ciliatum, 1431 nucleotides long. Its product is annotated as aldo-keto reductase family 1 member A1-like. Gene Ontology annotation, molecular function: aldose reductase (NADPH) activity. The coding region runs from base 157 to 1134 and encodes 325 amino acids. Lineage: Eukaryota; Metazoa; Porifera; Calcarea; Leucosolenida; Sycettidae. The transcript is spliced from 9 exons. The record is from RefSeq and is a predicted model, not a curated record. Gene Ontology annotation, cellular component: cytosol.
CCGGAUUCGAGGUAGGGUUGUUUUUUUUAAUUCUUGUAAAUGUAAUCCGUGUCCCUGAUGAUCUACAAAGUCAUUGUAGAUCCUGAAGAGUCGUGACUACAUUUUUGAUUCACUGCUGGUAGGGGAGUCGAGAAUCGAUCAUAGCCAAAGACGAAGAUGACUUCAUUGCAGGUUGAAAAUGUCCAGUUGAACACCGGUGCGAAAAUGCCACUUCUCGGACUCGGAACGUGGCUGUCCGAGAAAGGGAAAGUUGGCGAAGCUGUCCAGGAGGCACUGAAGAUUGGCUAUCGCCACAUCGACUGUGCUCACAUCUACGGCAACGAAGAUGAGAUUGGCGAGGCGCUGGCGGCCUCGUUCACUGGUGACGUGGCCAAGCGCUGCGACGUGUUCGUCACCUCCAAGCUAUGGUCGACUGACUUUGCACCAGGUGACGUAGAACCAGCUUGCCGCCUAACACUCAAGAACCUACAGCUGAAUUAUGUGGACUUGUACUUGUUGCACUGGCCGGUACGCUGCCGACAUGGAUGUCCACCUCCAGGACAGUUGGCAGAUGACGACAUCAUCGGAUAUUCACCUGAGCUGAUCGCUGAGACUUGGAAGGAGAUGGAGAAGCUGCAGGCGGCGGGGCUAGUCAAGGCUAUUGGCGUGUCUAACUUCACCAUUCAGCAGCUGACGGCACUGCUGGAGACUGCCGACACAGUACCUGCGGUCAACCAAGUGGAGAGCCAUCCGCACUUCCAACAGAAUGCCCUGAAGGAAUUCUGCUCGUCGAAAGGCAUCGUGUUUGAGGCAUACUCACCACUGGGUGCUCCAUCGCGUCCACCGCGUGCUAAGAAGGAAGGCUCGGCCGUGCUGCUGGAGGAUGAGGUGCUAACGUCGCUCAGCGAGAAGUACGGCUGCUCGCCAGCUCAGGUUUCUUUGGCAUGGGCAUACUCGAAGAAAAUUGUUACCAUUCCCAAGACGGUGACGCCGGCGCGGCUCAAGCAAAACCUGGAGAGUGUCACCGUCAAGCUGGACGAUGAGGACAUCAAGAAGAUCGACGGCAUCGAUAAGGAUAUCCGCCUGCUUUAUGGUGGGUGGGCGCACAAGAAAGGGCAGACGGCGCACGACUUCUGGGGUGGUUCUGGCGUGUAGACUCACUGUCGUGAUCUCGUUAAGCUCAUGGGCUUGUGUUCUAGUGCCGUUGCGAAUUUCCCAGUUCUCAUUCAACUUGUGAACCCGCAGACUUUGCCUUUGCGACUCCGAUUUAUCCCGAGUGUGCUGGACACACCGCUCUUUAUGUGCCUUUCUACUUCUUUUUUCUACUACUUCAAAGUACUUGGAUUAUUUUUGAUUUUUUUAGUCCCUUUUUGCAUACAUGUAGAAAGGAUGGAUGUAUGCUAGUCUCUUUAGUUUUUAUUCUUCUGAAAACAAAAAGAAAUAGUUGCCUUU